AUGUCGAAUGUGGCGGUCUUGCGUCUCUCAUUUCUUCUGAUCUUACCUGUUUUCACUGCAGCUGCCCUAUCUCCUCCAUCCAAACAAUGGGAUCAUGCCGGCGAAUUUAUCUUGAAGGCACCCUCCAUUCCAACGGCUCCCUCUUUUCGCUCCAUCAUGUUCGAAGCCUCCACCUUGCAGGAAACAUGUUUGAUGGUUUUCUCCCUAUUCCACCAGUCACUGCUGAAGUAUAUUCUGCUGUCGGCAACAAAUUUACAGGAGAAAUCCCUUCCUCUUUCUAAUCAUUUACAAGGCAAGCUGCCACGAUCAUGGGCGAGUUGCAAACAGUUGGAAGUUUUAGAUCUCUGUGACAAUGAAUUGGAGGACUCAUUUCCGAGCUGGCUUGAAACACUCCCAAACUUGUACAUUCUCGUCUUAAGGGCCAACAAGCUCCACGGUCCAAUAACUAGUCCCAAAUUCAUUCAUCCGUUUCCAGUGCUGCAUAUCCUUGACAUCUCCAACAACAAUUUCAUUGGAACUUUUCCGAGCCAAUACAUUGCCAAUUUCAACUACAUGAUGGGUGGAGACAAAGGACAAGGGUUCCUAGAUCAUGGUACCAAGGGGUGGUCCGACCACCAGUCUACAACUGUGAUUUACAAGGGGGUGCAGAUGCAGUUGUCAUAUAUACGUGAAGCAUUAGUCGUCAUUGACCUAUCACAUAACCAUUUUCAAGGGGAGAUACCCAAUGUAACUGGGAAUCUACAAUCACUUACUGGGCUCAACUUUGGAGGUUUAAUCCCAACUUCUCUAGGAAAUUUGACACAUUUCGAGUGGCUUGACCUGUCCUCCAACAAUUUCACGGGAGAGAUCCCUGCAACAUUGACAAAUCUGACAUCACUGGCCAUCUUCGAUGUCUCCACAAACCUGCUCACAGGACAGAUUCCUCAAGGGAAACAAUUCAACACUUUCAGUAGUGAUUCUUUUGAAGGGAAUCCCAAUCUGUGCGGACCUCCCCUGCCAAAACCUUGUACAGAAAGCCAUCAGGAAGAGUUGCCAUCGGCCUCCCAGGAUGAAGAUGAUGCAGAGCGAUGGGUUGAAUGGAGAGCAGUGUUGAUGGGAUACGGAUGUGGAACUGAACCAUCGAGCCCUGUGGAUUUGACGAGGCAACGGAUGGUUGAUGUGGGUGGACUCUGCAUCAAGUGCGAGGAACAGAACAACACAGCGGUCCGACUUUUCAUGUUCAAGCCAGAAGGUCAUGCAUGCUAG
Punica granatum (pomegranate) is the source of this 1245-nucleotide messenger RNA. The record is from RefSeq and is a predicted model, not a curated record. Lineage: Eukaryota; Viridiplantae; Streptophyta; Magnoliopsida; Myrtales; Lythraceae.